AUUCCCGGACACAGCACGCAGUUUCGUCGAGAAGAUCACGCGCUAACGCCCCAGCCAAUCAUCCCCAAGACGGCAACGGUGGGACCAAAGGACCUCUAGGCUAGUGAUUAUAUAUAAGAGGGUAGCACGUCCUUUCCCCGCCCGCCCGGCCCGCCCGCCCCUCAGGCGUCUAACAAAGCAAUCCGACCAGCUCGAUCCGGACGAGCUAGCAGAGCAGAUCGAGAAGGCGGCCGUGAAUAGUUCAAUAGUCUCGAGACCGGCCGCGGGAGCGAGGAUGAGCCAUCCGAGGUACGGCGGCGGCUACCCAUAUCCGGGGCAGCAAGGGUACUACAACCAGGGCCCGUACCCGUACCAGGGCCCGCCGGUGAUGGCGCCGCCGCAGUACCAGUACGCGCAGCCGCCGCCGCCGCCUCGGUCGCCUGGAUUCCUCGAGGGCUGCCUGGCGGCGCUGUGCUGCUGCUGCCUCCUCGACGAGUGCUGCUGCGACCCCUCCAUCGUCUUCGUCUCCUGAGUCCUGCAUGCGGUCGAGAGACACCCCUGCGCCAAGAGGAGGGGUGUGCACGCCAUUUUCUUCAGUCCAUUUUUCCAAUUUCCUCAGCGUGCAUGCCACGAUCAUGACUUUGUAUGCUGUAUGUAUUAAACAGUGUGAAUGUGUGAUAUAUUGUUUGUCCUUCAGUUCCUGACGAACUCUUCUUGCUGCUGCCUGUAUGGAUAGAGUUUUGUUCAUGUGUUCGUGUGCAACGGGAUUUUUUUUUUCCAGGGGCC
Molecule: messenger RNA, 765 nt
Organism: Zea mays
Lineage: Eukaryota; Viridiplantae; Streptophyta; Magnoliopsida; Poales; Poaceae
Product: cysteine-rich and transmembrane domain-containing protein WIH2
Exons: 3
Coding region: 275-511 (78 amino acids)
Cellular component (GO): plasma membrane
Source: RefSeq, a predicted model, not a curated record